Messenger RNA from Notolabrus celidotus (New Zealand spotty), 4262 nucleotides. Its product is annotated as mitochondrial carrier homolog 1-like. Lineage: Eukaryota; Metazoa; Chordata; Actinopteri; Labriformes; Labridae. Gene Ontology annotation, cellular component: mitochondrion; membrane. The coding region runs from base 271 to 1044 and encodes 257 amino acids. The record is from RefSeq and is a predicted model, not a curated record. Gene Ontology annotation, biological process: positive regulation of apoptotic process. The transcript is spliced from 12 exons.
ACGUUGAGAGUCUUAUUUUGAAAGUUCAGACCGGAAAUUGUUUGUGUAGCAGCCCGGUUAACGGACACUGCCCGGUAAUGAACCGUGUGCCUCCUUCUCGGUGAUUGAAGAUGGAGCAAUCAGAAGACCGGUCUGGUCAAGUAGCCUGUGUGGAGCAGGAAUCGACGCCGCCCUCUGUGGAUGUGGACACGGCUGUGUUUGUGCUGGGAGCCGGGGUGACGGCCAUCACACACCCGCUGCUCUACGUCAAGCUGCUCAUACAGGUGGGUCAUGAGCCUCUACCUCCGACAGUGGGCACGACCAUGUUUGGACGGAGAGUCCUGUACCUGCCCGGCUUCUUCUCCUAUGCACAUAGUGAAGGUGGACGGAAAGAGAGGACUCUUUCGCGGCCUCUCUCCUCGUAUCGUGUCCAGCACGAUCUCCACCGUGGUCAGGAGCAAAGUUAAACAGCAGGUGGAGCGUCUGUCAAAGAAAGAUGACAUGCAGAGUUCACUCAGGAAGGUGUUUCAAGAGACCUCACAGGAGAUGAUCAUCCAGUGCCUGUCCAGAAUAGCGACUCAUCCUUUUCAUGUCAUGUCGGUGCGAUGCAUGGCCCAAUUUGUUGGCAGGGAAGUCAAAUAUGGCGGCAUGUUCAGCUGUAUGGUGAAGAUUUUUAAAGAAGAAGGAGUCGCUGGAUUCUACGUCGGUAUAGUCCCUCACGUGUUGGGGGAAGUCCUCUUCCUGUGGUGCUGCAACCUCCUCGCUCACUUCAUUAACACCUACGCUGUGGACGAAAGUUUCAGUCAGGCCUCUGCAGUAAGGAGCUACACCAAGUUUGUGAUGGGAAUCGCAGUGAGCGUUCUCACGUAUCCGUUCAUGCUGGUGGCUGAUCUCAUGGCGGUCAACAACUGUGGUGUGGCUGCCGGUCUCCCUCCUCACUCCCCCAUCUUCAAGUCCUGGCUUCACUGCUGGAAUCACCUGAGCCAGAAGGGUCACCUCUUCAGAGGAUCCAGCUUCUUUUUCCGCAGGGUUCCUGUGAGCGCCCUGCCACCCAUCGAGGACUGACAUCUUCAUCCUCAUCAUCACCUGCCGGGAUGUUGAUCCUCCUCCUCCUGCUCACAAACUUCUUCCAAAGACUCGGCCUGCAGACGCAGCUCGUGAGGUGCCAACAAAUCUUUUCAGUUCCUUGAGCUUUAUUUGAGUUCAGUGACAGAGACGUGUCUCUUCUCUGCACGCUGGAUUUAUUCAACAGUCCGCAUCAAAGUGUCGACCAAAUGCUGUGAGGCUGCUGAGGAUUAUGGGUAAUGCAGUUUAAAAUACGGUGUGAGGAGAAAUCUGAUCUCCAAGCUGGAAGGUCUCUCACUGAUGGCCAUAACUCUUCCUGAAGUCUUAUUUAUUUGUCUGUCUUUGUGUGAAACAUGUUAAAUUAUAUAACGAUAAAUAUAAUUAUUAUAAAUCUCUGAUUCUAAGCAACGCCAAUUCACUUGUUUUAAAAACAUGUUGAUGCUUAUUGGCAAACCAGGUCGCCAUAGAAAUGUUUUAAUGUGCUUUUAUUUGAAACAUCUCAAGAGACCCCUCACGCUAACCUCUUUUAAAUGAGAUGUAGACUUGAGCUUAAAGGUAAUUCUUUACCUAAAGAAAAGUCAGCGCACACUUGAUUAUAAAGUUUGUCGCUUGAUUUUCAUUUCUUAAAUAAUGAAGAAAGGUAUAAAUGAGUGUGACUGCCUGAAGUGUUUAAAAACACACAAAACAGACAAACGGAGAAGUGAAGGAGUCAGAGUUUACAUAUCCCGUUUCUCUACGGGAACACGUCUGGUUUAAUCACGAUAUAUUCAAAUCACCUGAACUGAACGUCUGCUCACCUGGUUUUUAUACACAGUGGAUGUCUUUGGUUUGGCAAAGCAGUUACUUAAUUAAUCAACAUGUUUCAUUUUAAAGAUCUUUCCCUUUAACUGAGUUAAGCUUUAAGGUCAGUGUAAGUUGUAAAUCCUUUUCUAGAAGCUGUAGCCUACGUCAGAGGUCCGUGUAGCCCUGAUCUGAAGCCUGUUGACCCUACGCAGCAGUGGUCGACGCGGACGUGAGCUCUACAUACUUGUGCAUCGAUGUGUCCAUGUCGCGCUGCACUAAUCUGCUGGAACACUAGAGGGCAGUGUGGUUUCUUUGAUAGCCACGUUGCCUCUUUCCUGUCCCGCUAUGUUUUCUGCUUUUUCACAGCAAUUCAGAGCGUGUUAUGUUAAUUUACAGCUGAUACAUGUUUCUGUUUAUCAUACAGACAUGAUUACAUGAAGAAUAGAGAAGACAUGUUGGAGGUGAUGAAAUAUACGGCCGAUAUACGGGGAUUCUGUAAAUGAUUCAAAUGAAGGAAAUACAAUGCCGUCCAGCAGACCAAUCACAGAGCUUACGGUCUGCAUUAUUUUGACUCAUAGUUACAUUUUAAAGGAGGUGCAUGUCAGGCUACGGGGGUAGGCUUCUGCUUCGGAAAAGCUACACAGACCUACGGCGUAGUCUACAGCGUAGGCUAUGACUUAGGCUACGGCAUCAAUUCAGUGCAUAAGUAUUAACCAGGCUUAACACAGAAGCCUACACAUGCAGUCUGACAUGCACCUCCUCCAAAAUACUACGACACGUCAAAACAUGGAUCACAAGCCCUGUGAUUGGUUUGCUGGACGGCAUCGUAUUUCCUGUGCUUACAACAUUUAGUCAGACACAGUACAUCGACUGUAUUUUCCAUCUCCUCCGAUCUCUCCUCUCUUUUCUUCUUUGUAAUAAUUGCUGUUUGAUCAAUGACAGCAUUUAUCAGCUAAUUAACAUAAUGCUUGGAGUCGCCAUGGUUCCCUGAGGAAAAGCAAGAAAUCAUAACAGGAACAGGAAUAGGUGAUUUGACAAACAUAGAAAUCACGCUGUCUACAAAUGCUUAGGAGGAGUAUUGAACAGUGACGUUGCCACUGUUGCCCAGAGUCAAUGCAGUAUAAACAAAGCUGAAGUCUGCUCAGUUCAAUGCAGGAAGAUAACUCACCUUUGCUGCGAUUUGUAGUAAAAAAUAAUAAAUACAAAGGAAAACAAGACUUGAGCUUUAUUGUGAAGUUUGUCACCUGACUUUGAUUUCAAGACAGAUGUUAUUGGAUGGGAUCUGCUUUUUAAAGAGUUAAAAACUUAAACCAAAUAAAUAAUCAAACACUAUAGUUAAAGUUCCUGUAAGGAACUUUUACUAGGUGUUGAAGUUGGCGCCCCCCUGUGGACAAGCUGUAUGUCUUAUUGUUGCUGCUGAGUUUUGUCCUGCACAAACAAACAAAGCCUCAUCCUGCUUUCUUCAAAGAGUCAAACCUGUGACUCUGAGGUGUUUAGAUUUCAGGAAAUGUUAAAGAAAGGCAGUUUAACUAGCUUACUGUAAAUCAACUUGUCUGACAUCACGGCAUGAGAAAUAGAAUUGAACAGAAAUUUAUAUCAACAAUAAAUCUGUAUCCUGAUGGGUGCGGGUUCUUUUAGGUCAUAAGAAGCGUCUGUAUUAUUUUUAGUCUGUCUCAAAACUGGCAAUAAACUCUGAUUAAUUCUUGAAGAUAACUCAUUUCAAUGUCAAAUAUUCUGCUGUGGAAAAACACUUGAGCUAACGCCGGCUACCUGAGCCUCCUCUCAGACCCUGUCACCCACACAACCCACUCUCCUCCGGUUAUAUCGUUGAUACGACGCCUCUGCUGUCAGGAUCUGUGACGUCUAACACUCACUGCGUCUUAAGAACCAUAUCUGUGUUCCUCCUCAUGGAAACUGUGUGUGAGCUUUUACUGAGACUAACAGAACAUAUUUUGAAGUUGAAAGAAACUGAUGAAAAUAAAAUAGGCGAAUAUGUAAUAUAUAUAAUAUAUAAAAGAAAUGCAUGGAGAAUCCCAUGGAUACGUUUAGUCUUUCUGAAAUAUGUAACAAGAUCUUCAAUAAGUGAGUGUACACAGUAGUGUUAGUCCUGAAGUUUAAUUUUUUACCCCACACUUUGUAUUAAUUUUCCACGUUUUUAAAAUAUGUUUUUUAUUCCUUCAUAAGCGGUCUGUGUUGCGUUUAAAUGUCUCCUCAUGAGGGGUUAAAAGCCAUACAUGUGCACAUGUUGCUGGAUGAUGUGUCCGUUGCCUGUUUUAAAGGCCUUUUAAUUGAUACAUUAUGUUAUGAUGUUCAUGUUUUGACUCCGUUGAGGUCCAAACUGUCCGGCUGUCUUUUGUUUUUUUAUUCAUGAAACUGUGCUGUGUUGGUUUCUCUCUCUCUCUGGGUUUGGAUGGCAAUAAAAAUCUUUGCUACUC